Molecule: messenger RNA, 3064 nt
Organism: Contarinia nasturtii (swede midge)
Lineage: Eukaryota; Metazoa; Arthropoda; Insecta; Diptera; Cecidomyiidae
Product: glycoprotein-N-acetylgalactosamine 3-beta-galactosyltransferase 1-like
Exons: 1
Coding region: 1839-3044 (401 amino acids)
Cellular component (GO): membrane
Molecular function (GO): N-acetylgalactosaminide beta-1,3-galactosyltransferase activity
Source: RefSeq, a predicted model, not a curated record
AAACGGGGCAAAAUACUUUCCUCGUAUCGUGCACAAUAUACUGUUUAACAUAUGGUGUGUAUGCGACUCGUGUGUGUAUAUAUAUAUUUUUUUAAAUAUAAGCGUACCACAUAUAUAUAUCGCCACUCAUUUUUUGAUGUGCUAUUGCUGCUUUGGUAACACGGACAUGCGCAUUCGAUUCUGAUUACAUAGAAGAUUUUGACACUAAAUUGGCUGUUCAGUUGAGAUUCUGUGUUAAAUUGUAAAUUUUCGAGUGCAGUUGCAAACAUAAAACGGUCUUUUGUCACAUCCACACACACACACACACACACACACACACACACACACAUAUAUAUACAUUUGUUUCCUGACAAACUGAAUUCACAUCACACAAAUUCAUCACAACAUUAACGGCAACAGCAGCAGCCGGAGGAAUCGUGAUUAUUUUUAGUCAUCAUUUCGUUGAUAUUAUUCAAUGAGAAUUUUGUUUUUCAUUUUUUUCAACCGAGUUUUGUUUGUUAUAAAGUGAAUUUGAAUACAUCCCGAACGGAGAUAGGGAACAAACAUAGAACCGGGGCUAAAACGUAUUUAGUGAAUUCAACACACGCACAAACCCAAAAUUCGAUUAGACAAAUGGCAAAUAGAAAUGUGAUAAAAACAAAACCAUACUAAUCAAUGAAUGAAAUGAAAUGAGCGUUGCCACAGUGCAAUGCAUUUUGUAAAUUUGAACGAAAGAAACAAAGAAAUUGCCGUCAAAUAAAUUGAAAAAAGGAGCAUUUACGGUUGACCUCUUUACGAUGACGAUGUCUUUCAAUUCUACAUUCAUUGACUUUAUCACAUUUUCGCAAUUCAUAAAUUCAAAUGUGUAAUAUGAACAGAGCAUACAGCUAAAAUGAAAGUGCACAAAAUUUCACGUCUAUCGUUACAAUUCAGGCGUCGUAUUCAAAUAAUGUGUUUGUGGACUUUUGUGUGAAUUAUGACUGUUAUUGAAAUACUGAUAAAUGAAAACAAAAGCAAUAUGGCCAAUUUCAAGAAUGUUGACACUCAAUUAAAAGGAAAAUAAAACGAAACAUUUACUUGAACUUGUUGAUUUUGGUUGCUUUUUUUACAUUUUGGUUUUGCGUUUGUUAAAUAUAUCGAUAAAGUUACAAACGCAAAGUGGCCCGAUUUGCUCGCUAACACUCGCUUGCGCCUCGUGCAAAUACAGAAAAAAAAAAUUGCAAGCAACAGUAAUUCGCUCGAAAUGCAAACAUCAAAUUUGUCAAUAGAAUGUAACUGUAAUGUGAACACACAUUCGUGACGCUAUCAAAUAACGAAUCAUCGUCGUUGUCGACUCAGCAACAGCAAUGAAAUGUCCAUAGCAAUAAACUCCAAAUAGUAAUAUUUAGAAUAGUAACUUUUUAGUUUGCAAAAAUAAAAACACACACGCACAUACAAAGUGAAUUAGUAUCACAAUUGAAACCGGAUAAAGUAAACAUCUUCCUCCUUCGAGUUCGUAAUCAAACAAAGCAAAUUAAAAUAAAUAAAAUUCCCAACGGGAUUAAGUGUGACAAAAAACCAACGCUUAUCCAAACUGACUGAAAUUAAAAUAUUUUUUGUGCGUUAAUAUAAAAAGUACCAAUAAACAAAUGUGUCAUCAAUGAUGUCUUCGAACUAAAAAAAAAAUCAUUUAAAUUCAUAUCGGCUGUGUCUUCCGUUUCGAAAAGGCAUCGAUUGUGAGAAUAACAAAAGGAAUAUAUUUGUAAAGAAUUAAAACAACGCGAACUACAACAAAUUGUGAUAUUGCUGAAACAAACUAAAGAACCCUCUAGGAUAAUUUAAAGAUAAAACGCAUUUUUUUAAAAAAAUAAUAUAGAAAGAUGACAAAAUACACGUUGCUCGUCGAAAGUAAAUCGUACCGUUCCGGUACAGGGGUGUUUCCGUUAAAAAAUGGUCCAAUGUUUUUUCUAUUUGUAAUUGGUGUUACGAUCGGGGUAUCAUUUGCUGUGAUGUAUACACAGUACCAGUCGAUGGUCAACAAUCGAUCGCAUCAUCUGCAUUUGGAACGAUUGAUUGCCGACGAAGAACUAAUGCAUAUACUUAAUGAAAAUGCUAGCACCACCGUCGGUGGCAGUGGUGGCGGUGCGGCUAUUGCAGCCAAACAACAUUCCAGUGACUCCGAUGUGCAUGCCAUUGAGAAUCGAACAGUGUCCAUACAAUUAUACAAUGAUGUUCGUAUUUUGUGCUGGAUUCUAACGACACCGAAAAACCAUCAAACACGAGCAAUACAUGUGAAACGAACGUGGGGCAAACGAUGCAAUAAGCUCGUAUUUAUGAGCACACGUCAUGAUAAUUCAAUCGAUUCGGUUGCAUUGAAUGUAAGCAGCGAUACUCCAUCGAUGACAUGGGGCAAAACGAAACGUGCAUUUCAAUAUGUUUACCAACAUUAUCGCAACGAUGCCGAUUGGUUUUUGAAGGCUGACGACGAUACAUACGUGAUUUUGGAGAAUUUGCGAUAUUUUUUGUAUGCAUAUUCAACAAAUGAUCCAAUUUAUUUUGGAUAUAAAGUAAAUCAAGCGGACACACUUCGGCAAGGUUAUUUUUCAGGCGGUGCCGGCUAUGUUUUAAGUAAAAAUGCAUUACAUCGCUUUUCAAUGGCAUUAUCAUCGGGAAAAUCGAACUCGGGUUGUCGACUCGACACCGAUACGGGUAUUGAAGAUUUGGAGAUGGGAAAAUGCAUGGAAUCGUUGCGCAUUUUGGCCGGUGAUACACGCGAUGAAAUGAAACGAGGACGAUUCUUUCAUAAUACACCCGAAGCACAUCUGAUACCUGGUAAAAUUGAUAUGUCACAGUGGUAUUGGAAGCACAAAUGGUAUCAAUCGGUUGAAGGAUUAGAUUGCUGUUCCGAUAAUGCCAUCUCGUUUCAUCACAUUCGACCACAACAAAUGUACGUUCUUGACUAUUUAAUUUAUCACUUGAGACCGUAUGGCGUCGUUCCAUUUCCACAACCGUUACCGAAAAAAAUCAAUUUCACCGAAAUUGCUGCACAAUUACACGACGAAAAACCGGAUCCAAUGUUAAAUUAAUAAAAUCUGCUAUAAUGAAA